Molecule: messenger RNA, 1940 nt
Organism: Maylandia zebra (zebra mbuna)
Lineage: Eukaryota; Metazoa; Chordata; Actinopteri; Cichliformes; Cichlidae
Source: RefSeq, a predicted model, not a curated record
ACUGGGCGCGAUUGGGAACUGCUUUCUACAAAUCGUCAGAGGACAGGAUGCCUUCGCUGACUCUUAGGGGAGUGACAGUGAAUUUCCCCUUUUCUCCGUAUGAAUCUCAGAAGGCAUACAUGAACAAAGUAAUCGAAUGUCUUCAGGAGAAAGUCAAUGGGGUUCUGGAGAGCCCAACAGGCACAGGUAAGACUUUGUGCCUGCUGUGUGCCACCCUGGCCUGGAGGGAGAACUUCAAGGACACCAUGUCUACCUGUAUGAUGGCAGAGAGGCUGGGCCAGGAGAUGUUUCCAAACACACCUAUGUCUUCCUGGGGGACAGCUGACGGUGACAAACCAUCCUACUACACUGAUGUCCCCAAGAUCAUAUAUGCAACGAGGACACAUUCUCAGCUUACACAGGUUAUUAAUGAGUUAAAGAACACUUCAUACAGCCCAAAGGUGUGUGUGAUGGGCUCAAGAGAGCAGUUGUGUAUUAACCAGGACGUCAUGUGUCAGAAGAGCAACCACGUCAAAGUUCAUAUGUGCAGAGGAAAAGUUUCCACCAGGUCAUGUGUCUACUACAAAAAACUUGAAGAAAAGAGCACUGAUAGAGACUUUGUUAGUUCUAUCCUUGAUGUGGAGGAUUUGGUCCAAUUUGGCAACAAGCAGAGAGUCUGUCCUUACUACCUCUCUCGUUCACUGAAACAAGAAGCAGAUGUCAUUUUUAUGCCAUACAACUACCUGCUAGAUCCAAAGAGCCGUAAGGCACUCAGUAUCGACCUGAAUGGAGCUGUGGUUAUCUUUGACGAGGCUCACAAUGUGGAAAAGACAUGUGAAGAAUCAACAUCAUUUGAUCUCACUCCCUACGAUGUAGCCUCAGCCAUUAAUGCUGUGGACAGGCUGCUUGUGGAGCAGUCUAAAGAAAUCAGCCACAGAGACUCUGUGAAUGUAGACUUUCAUGGAGAAACCUCCGCUUCUGGUUUCAAAUUAGGUUUGUCCACCAUUGCAAAAAUCAAACAGAUACUACUGGAUCUGGAAGCUGCCAUUGAUGCCUAUGAUCCAAGUGAUCAAGGCAUUACCAAACCUGGAAUCUUCAUCUAUGAGGUGUUCGAAAAAGCUAAUCUGACCUUCAGCAGCAAGACAGCAGUCUAUGAAGCUCUGGAGCACAUCAUUGGAUACCUGGCACAACAGCCAGGAAUAUUUCUCAAUACUAGUGGACUCCAGAAGCUUUCUGAUAUCAUACAGCUGGUAUUUUGUGGUGAACCGUCAGAAAAGGAGAAACUACACCAGAUGGAAACCAACACGGCUCAUUUCAAGGUUCAUAUCCAUCGGGACACCAGCAUUCACUCAAAAAAACAUAGUGUUGAUAUGUGGGCUUCAGGUUCAUCAAAAAAGCAAGGAAAUAUUCUGAGUUACUGGUGCUUCUCUCCGGCCUUCAGUAUGCAAGAUCUGGUGAAUCAAGGCAUUCGCUGCAUCAUUCUGACAAGUGGUACCCUAUCGCCCCUGUCUUCUUUCACAUCUGAGAUGAGAAUAGAAUUCCCAGUAUGUCUGGAGAACAGCCAUGUGAUUGAGCGCGACCAGAUCUUUGUGGGCGUCAUUGCACAAGGCCCAGAUGGAGUGCCCUUAAGUUCAGCGUUUGAUCGAAGGUUUGUUCCUGAAAACAUGGCAUCUUUAGGCAACACUGUUGCCAACCUGAGUCGUCUGGUUCCUCAUGGACUCUUAGUAUUUUUCCCUUCCUUUCCUUCAAUGGAAAAAACAUUGGAAUUCUGGAGGGCUACUGGACAUGCAAACCGCAUUGAGAAGUUAAAGCCCAUGUUUGUUGAACCUACAGAGAAGGGCACCUUUAAUGAAGUCAUUGAUGGUUAUUACACCAAAGUCAAUGAUCCCCGAUCCAAAGGAGGAGCCUUCUUUGGUGUGUGUCGAGGGAAGGUGAGGAGGCUGUCCAUGGACUCUGCAAAA